Messenger RNA from Folsomia candida, 888 nucleotides. RefSeq names its product gastrula zinc finger protein XlCGF17.1. Lineage: Eukaryota; Metazoa; Arthropoda; Collembola; Entomobryomorpha; Isotomidae. The record is from RefSeq and is a predicted model, not a curated record. The transcript is spliced from 4 exons. The coding region runs from base 1 to 888 and encodes 295 amino acids.
AUGGAUUGGAUUAAGGAUGCUCCGACGUUUGACAAAGAAAAUUCGCUAACUCACCAAGCUUGUUGUGAAUUCAUAGAUGAAUUCAUAACCUGCAAGAAAGAUGAAUCCGAUGACAUGAAGGAAGUCCUGGCAUACCAAAUCCACAACCAUUCACAUACUUGCGAAGACAAACGACGAGGAUACAAUUUGAAAAAUCUGCAGAAUAAAUCAAAUCUAAAUCGACACAUUGCGUCGCAUCUGGGAGAAAAACCAUUCAGUUGUGGAAAAUGCCAUCGAGAAUUUGGGACCAGUAGUAUAUUGGAUGCACACCAAGCAGCACAUCAGACCGAGGCAUUGUUCCAGUGUCAAUUGUGUCCCAAAAAAUAUAAAUAUCAAUCCGAUCGUAAAAUGCAUAUGAACCUCAUUCAUCCCUCAACUCCACACAAAUCGACCGACUGUCACAAGUGUGGGAAAACAUUCCCAAACAAUAUUGCCGUGAAGAAACACCUCCGGUUAAAUCAUGGAAAUAACACAUUUUUCUGCUACUUUUGCCCAAAACGAGUUUCAAAUUACAAAGUAAGUUUUGAAAUUCAUGUCCGUCGCCACACCUUGGAGAAACCGUUCGUUUGUCGUGAAGAUGGUUGCAGUUAUUCGAGCGGUUCGCCGUCUGAUCUGAUUUGCCAUGGAAAAUGGACGCAUAAGCCCAAAAUAGAAGAGGAAACUGAGAUCUGUUACUUUUGUGGGGAAAAAAUUCUUAAGAAUGACCACGCAGUUUUGUCACAUGUGAAUAAGCACACGAUGGAGAAAGCCUUUGGAUGUGGGGUUUGUGGGAAAUUAUUUUAUGGAAAGGUGGAGAAGGUCCAGAAACAUAUUGACGAGAAGCAUUCGAGAGGACGGAGAAAGACGUGA